GUUCAGUUUUGUAUUCAAUUCUUUGCUCUAAGUCCUACAAACAGAAGCGAGGCAGCACUUACCACCAGCACACAGUAACGCCGUCAGGAUGUGGGUCAUCGCCGUCAUCUCUGCGGCCUGUCUGUUGGUCAGUCCAUCCCUGGCUGGACUCAAAGAGCUCAGCACUCAUUUCGCUGACCCUAAACCGGACCCCAGAGGGUUCGAACCAGAGGGGGCAGUGAAUAUAGAGGUCAUUCCCUUGGAGUUCCACAGGGAAAACACUGUCACCAAUGACCUUGUUUUUGACGGAUUUGAGGAUGAAGAUUAUAUUGAUUUUGAUAAGAUCCUGGCAGCGGGCAGUGAUGACUACACUGAAGGGGAUGAGAUAGAUGACAUUGCCACGCCGGCCCCAGACAUUGAUAUCUUUGCCGAACCUUCCGACCCGAAGAUUCGACGAGCCAGGCUCCUACGGCUGUUCCAUGGUCGGUCUCGCCUUCAACGCCUCAACAUCGCCAAUGCCCAUUUUGGUUUUAAUCUCUACCGAAGUCUUCGUAACGACGUCAACCAGACCGACAACAUCCUGCUGGCACCUGCUGGCAUCUCCAUUGCUAUGGGGAUGAUGUCUUUAGGCGCAGGACCUGGAACUCACGAUCAAAUCUACAAAGCUCUGGGAUUUGCUGACUUUGUCAAUGCCAGCCACCACUAUGAAAACACGACAGUGCACAAGCUCUUCAGGAAGCUUACGCACAGGCUCUUCAGGAGGAACUUUGGUUACACACUACGCUCAGUAAACGAUGUCUACAUAAAGAAGGAUGUCGCGGUGAAAGAUGCUUUCCGUGCAGAGACAAAGGCUUAUUAUUUUGCAGAGCCACAGUCGGUGGACUUCGGGGACCCUGCUUUUCUGGACAAGGCCAACCGUCGCAUCCAAAAGUUGACCAAAGGGCUGAUCAGGGAACCACUUAAGAGCGUGGACCCAAAUAUGGUGCUGAUGCUCCUCAACUACCUGUACUUCAAAGGCACAUGGGAACAAAAAUUCCCCAAAGAAAUGACUCACUAUCGCAACUUUAGAGUCAACGAAAAGACACAUGUGCGCGUGCCAAUGAUGAGCAACAAGGGGAACUAUAUGGCUGCUGCCGACCACGAACUAGAUUGUGACAUCCUCCAGCUCCCAUACACAGGAGAAAUCAGCAUGCUCAUUGCCCUGCCGAGGAAGAUCACUGGCAUGAGGACCUUGGAGCAGGAGAUCUCCCCCACCGUUGUCAACAAGUGGCUCAAAAACAUGACAAACAGGACUCGUGAGAUUGUGUUACCUCGGUUCAAACUGGAGCAGAACUAUGACUUGAUUGCAAAUAUGAAGGAGAUGGGCCUCACUGACUUGUUCCAGGACAGUGGAGAUUUCACUGGAAUGACCUCUGAAAAGGUUGCCAUGAACUGGCUGAAGCACCAAGGAACCAUCACUGUGAACGAAGAGGGGACGGAAGCUGCUGCUCUGACCCAGGUGGGCUUCAUGCCCCUCUCCUCUCAAAUCCGCUUUACUGUGGACCAUCCCUUCCUCUUCCUGAUCUACGAGCACCGCACCGACUGCCUUGUGUUCAUGGGUCGGGUGGUGAAUCCCUCACAGAGCUAAAUUUUAACAAACAGCUAAACCUCUCACUGCAAAUUCCAUCUUUGGUUAGAACUUAGGUUUUGUUGGUUUCAAUACUCAAUUAUUUUCAUUGGUACAAAAUGUAAAAUGUAACAAGUAAUGACGUUUUCUGUGUAGUUUGUCUCUUACUGAACAUUUCAAAAUCUCUUUCAUUGGAACCAAAGUGCUGAGUUAAUGGGAGUGACUCAAUGAAUGCUUGUUAUCUGUCUGUUAAUGUUUUAUCUUUUGCAGUGAGUGAGGGUAGUGGAGAAGUGUGCUCUAAAAGAAAAUAUAAAUAUAUACAGAUUACAUAACUGUCAUUACCCUCAUGCUGUACUGUAAUAAUUGCAGAAAAACCAUGGAGGAAUUUUAUUAUCAACAAAGGAGAUAAUAAAAUAAUAUAUAACACAAAUGUA
Scophthalmus maximus (turbot) is the source of this 2019-nucleotide messenger RNA. It is a transcript of the gene serpind1, whose product is annotated as serpin peptidase inhibitor, clade D (heparin cofactor), member 1. The transcript has 7 exons. Gene Ontology annotation, biological process: blood coagulation; negative regulation of endopeptidase activity. Lineage: Eukaryota; Metazoa; Chordata; Actinopteri; Pleuronectiformes; Scophthalmidae. Bases 89 to 1606 code for a protein of 505 amino acids. The record is from RefSeq and is a predicted model, not a curated record. Gene Ontology annotation, molecular function: serine-type endopeptidase inhibitor activity.